CAAAACAAAAUUAGUGAUGAAAACUUCGUGUGAAAAAAACAGGAAUGUUGUGUUGGUAUUUGGCUUUGUGGUGGCGUUGUGUGUCACUCUUUACUUGCAUUGGCCGCCCAACUCUGAAGCGGGAGACUUCUUCAGUCUGAAGAGGGAUAUGGGCUCCCCUGGGAAUAGCAAGAGCCUUGAAGAGUCCCCCUUGCAAAGCAUCAAGCAAGAAACACUUCCAAGGUCAACCGUCAAGGAAGUGGGGCCCCUUCCACUAAACAUGGACCAAGAGGACCCAGCGCUAGCGGCUUACAUUCGUUCCCUGAUAGCGCCCCCCUCUAAGCUGCCCUACAACCUCACCAAUCCAAAGAAGGAACACUUUUCUCAGUUGUCACAGACCCAGUUCCUCAUGCAGAGAAUCUUUCCUAACAUGAAAGGUGGCUUUUUUCUGGAGGUGGGAGCGGCGGACGGGGAACUGUACAGCAACACGCUCUACCUGGAGAGACGGAUGGGAUGGCGAGGCCUUCUGAUUGAGGCAUUUCCGGACACUUACCAACAGCUACUGCACAAGCACAGGAAGGCCUACUCCAUCCAGAGCGCAUUGUCCCUUACCAACAAGUCCACUGAGGUUAAAUUCCGGUGA
Eriocheir sinensis (Chinese mitten crab) is the source of this 622-nucleotide messenger RNA. RefSeq lists its product as uncharacterized. Bases 17 to 622 code for a protein of 201 amino acids. The transcript has 3 exons. The record is from RefSeq and is a predicted model, not a curated record. Lineage: Eukaryota; Metazoa; Arthropoda; Malacostraca; Decapoda; Varunidae.